UUGCGAGGGUUCAGAAAUCGAUAUUGCGCUGAGCUGACAUACGCGAACUUAGUCUUGGACUGCUGCAGCAAGCUGCGGCCAGUUGAGAGUUUCAGACAUCGAAUCAAUGGCGUUGAAUUCAUCUGCCCCGUUUGUUGUUUACCAGAUGUGUUUGUGUUCGUUGUGAGCGAGGUGUAUGAAUUAGUGGUAGGUUUGUCCUCGUCAUACACGGAGUUGUGGUCACAGGUCGACUAUAUCAUACCGUGUGACAUGGCUAAUCCACCGUCCUUGUCCGGAGUCAAACGGAGGAUCGAGACAAACGAUGGCGGCUGCAUUCCACUGCCGGUGCAGAGCUUCCUGUGGAGGCAGACAAAUCCAUUCCUGUCGCCGAAAGUGGGUAAACUUCAUGAAGCCUCCUGUUUGACCUUUGAACGAGUCGUCGUACAGAACAUUCUUCAUGGGCUUUCGCCAAGUCUGUCAGAGGCGAUUUCCUCCAUUAAACGAUGGCGCUUCGUCCAAACCGCUUUUCCGCAUAUCGUCCAGUGCUGCGCCGCCUUGUUGUCUGAUCUACCCGUGGCAGACGAGCACCGGAAGCUGUCCCCAUCGUUGGUCAAAAUGCUUUACAUCCUGCAUUGGAUGGUACUGGACUCAGCGGUGGAGUGCGCGGACUCAGAUGCAGCUGGCAAAGAUGAAAAGGAUGUGGAAGAAGUCUUAAAUCAGCACUUGUUUCCGCUGUAUUGUAUUCAGAUUUUUGUCUACAUGAUAUGUCCGCUUGCGUUCAAGGUCACAGAGCAGGAUAUUUCAGACAACAUACGAUUGGAGGGUGGCCUACCGUUAUGGCAGGCGCUAUGGGACUUCCGUCAACCGGAAAUUUUAUGCUUUGUUGCUCCCGUCAAAGCGAAGGUUUCACAGCUGUUGUGUCUUCCGCUGUUGAAGAAGAACCUACAGCCAACAUUGGCGUCGAAGAACAUUUACCUAGGAGGCACGGAGUCGAGUGCCAUCAGCGGCGUUACCAGUGGUGCCACGACGGCGGUCGACAGCGAGCCGCUGAAGCGGCCGAAGAAACAGGACAUACCAUUGAAAAACGAUGCGUUGAAAAUGUUGAAGGACGUUCGUACGACAGCUGGCAAGUUGCUGUCGCCGAAAGUCAUCCAGAAGAUUAGCGGUGACAACGAGGCCCCGAGGCCGACCAGGGAUAUGAGGUUCAUGGAGGAUGAACCUCCCGGCGGGAUUAUUUCCAUCUCGGACCGAGCACCCCUCGUUCAGCUGAAGGAGAUCUGCGGGGCGUCGUUUUCCAGUACUGAAAGCACUUCUAUCCACUCGGUGCUGAAUUACGUUUCGUCGGCAAUCAACGGCUACAGUAACACGGCUUUCGUGGCGUCGUCACAAUGCAAUGAACGAAAGCCUCUUUUCUCUGGAACGGAAGGUACAGAACUUAUUUUGGUGUUUCGCUAUUCAGUAUGUAAUACUUGAAU
Molecule: messenger RNA, 1454 nt
Organism: Soboliphyme baturini
Lineage: Eukaryota; Metazoa; Nematoda; Enoplea; Dioctophymatida; Soboliphymatidae
Source: the annotation of a GenBank genome assembly